This is a messenger RNA of Aspergillus brunneoviolaceus CBS 621.78, 812 nucleotides long. RefSeq lists its product as uncharacterized. Lineage: Eukaryota; Fungi; Ascomycota; Eurotiomycetes; Eurotiales; Aspergillaceae. The transcript has a single exon. The coding region runs from base 195 to 605 and encodes 136 amino acids. The record is from RefSeq and is a predicted model, not a curated record.
GUCGUCGGAACAAAUCAAUUGUGGCGGAGGCUUUACAGCAACUUAGUGUCUACCAGCAGGGCCUGAAAUGAACAUAUAGACAGCCAUUGAGACUGCAUGGGGACGUGGGAGCCAUCGAGGGCCGUAUCUCUCUUGGGCUAGGAGAAUCGACAUGGACCGCUCGACAUCGAUAGGUCCAUUCGAGAUCGAAGGGCAUGCCACGUCAGAGCGAGUAUCCGCAGAACGCAAUUUGCAGGCACUGGGCUAUCGAAUGGGGGUGGCAAAUGCAUUUAGCAUCGCAGACUGACAGCACCUGUCCACCAAGCCAGGCUAGGGGGAAGGGGAAGGGGGCGAAAAGGCAUCCAAGGCUUAUGCACGAUGAAAGUGGAGUUAGAUAUUUGGAAGUCGGAGAGAGGAGUUGGGAAGUGUCACCACCUGGCAUCCGUCGCCUUCAACCCGCCGUGGAUGAGAAAAGGGGGGAGGAGGGGAAAGACGCAGGUAAUGAGAGGCAGCUUGGAAGGGAUUACAUGCUAAACAGCCAUGAUCCCUGUAGUCUGACGCCGUCAGCAGCAAGGCACAAUGAUGAUGGUGGGCCUAACUCAAUGACCCCGGUGAAUUUCUCUUGAAUGUUCAGCUGAAGGGUGAUUAUUAGCGGAUGGAAUGGCUAGACUACGACUAGUCCACGGUAAUCUAGGGUUCUGCUCCUUCUGAGCCAACCCUUCAUCUGAUUCGAUCUGCGGCAAUGCGGGGUAUUCAGUCCGAUGAACACGAUCAUAGAUUCAGACAUGAUUUGCCGCUGUCGGACUUGCCCAAGCAGGAGCCCGAGCCGCACC